UCUAGUGACUAGAUUUGUUUGGUGCAAUUUGUUCACGUCAGUGUGGUACCAGUCACAUAACCUUACUUGUUAUCACAAUAAUUGUAAUAAUUUAACCAUUUUUCCUCCAAAACAACGCAAUGUCAUUCAUGAAAUGACUUCAGAAAUGGCGUCGGGGGACUCGGCUAUUGUGGUGCGGGCAAAGCCCGCACGUAAGGUUUUCGGGGCGAAGAAAAUGACAAAAAUCCCUCAGUCAAUCCUCCAGGAUACGAAACUCAACGCUGCGAUUGAAUCCCUCCCCAAAAACUACAACUUCGAAGUGCAUAAAACAAUCUGGCGGAUUAGGGAGCUGCAAGCGCAAACUGUCGCCUUACAGAUGCCCGAGGGGCUGUUGCUGUUCGCCACAACCCUCGCUGAUAUUAUCAAAGAGUUCACGGGGGCUGAUUCGGUGAUUAUGGGGGAUGUCACGUAUGGGGCUUGCUGCAUUGACGAUCUGACGGCUAAAGCUUUGGGGGUUGAGCUGUUGAUACACUACGGGCACAGUUGUCUUAUCCCAAUCGAUCAGACGAGUGGGAUUAAAGUGUUGUACAUUUUCGUUGAUAUAAAAAUCGAUCCGGGGCAUUUCAUCGAAACUGUGAAGCUAAAUUUCCCCAUUUCGACAAAAGUGGGACUUGUGAGCACAAUUCAAUUCGUCACGACUUUACAAAGCGUGGCAGAGAAGCUAAAAGAGGUGGGUUUUGACGUUUCGAUACCGCAGUUCAAGCCUUUAUCGCCCGGCGAGAUUCUGGGGUGCACUGCCCCUGUGUUACGCUGCUGCGACGUUAUAAUUUACUUAGGGGAUGGUAGGUUUCAUCUCGAGGCUGCGAUGAUCGCAAAUCCGAAAUUGCAAGCUUACCGAUACGAUCCGUACGAUAAAAAAUUCACAAGGGAAUAUUACGAGCACGCUUUGAUGGAGAAAAAUCGCAAAGAGAGUGUGAUGAAAGCCAAAGAGGCGCAAUUGUAUGGCGUUAUUAUGGGGACUUUGGGGCGGCAAGGGAGCCCCAAAGUUGUCGAUUAUUUGAAACGACGGUUAGAAGAGUUGGGGAAAAAUGCAGUCGUGAUUUUACUGUCUGAGAUUUUUCCGAAAAAGUUAGAUUUAUUUAGUUGCGAUGCUUUUGUUCAAAUUGCAUGUCCAAGGCUUUCGAUUGAUUGGGGGCUUGCUUUUUCGAAGCCUUUUCUAACACCGUAUGAAAUGGCGGUGGCUUUAGGGGAUGCUGAGUGGCAUAAAGAGGGAGCUAGCUAUCCAAUGGACUUUUACGCAAAUGCCAGUCUGGGGCCCUGGACCCCCAACCACAAGCCUGAUGCUGAUAAGAUUGAUAAAUGCUGUGGCAAAUGUCCUUAGUAGGGUAGAAAUAAAUGUUUUAUUUUAAUUACGAA
Molecule: messenger RNA, 1395 nt
Organism: Tribolium castaneum (red flour beetle)
Lineage: Eukaryota; Metazoa; Arthropoda; Insecta; Coleoptera; Tenebrionidae
Gene: Dph1
Product: Diphthamide biosynthesis 1
Exons: 2
Coding region: 134-1360 (408 amino acids)
Biological process (GO): protein histidyl modification to diphthamide
Molecular function (GO): 2-(3-amino-3-carboxypropyl)histidine synthase activity
Source: RefSeq, a predicted model, not a curated record